AUGCAGUGCGGAUUUGCAUUUCUUGAAGCUGGUGCGGUGCGAAGUAAGAACACAACAAAUAUUCUAAUCAAGAAUCUGCUCGAUUCAUGUAUCGCAAUUAUUGGAUACUGGUCACUUGGUUGGGCAUUUGCUUACGGUAACUCCUCGAACAACGUUGUUGGACUAUUUAUUGGACAUACUCAAUUCUUUCUGGCUGGAUUCACCGAUUAUCCGAAGUUCUUCUUCCAAUACGUGUUCGCAGCCACAUCCGCCACUAUUGUCUCCGGAGCUGUGGCGGAACGAUGCGAAUUCGCUAACUACAUUACUUAUUGUACUGUUAUCUCAACCUUCGUCUACCCUAUUCUUACGCAUUGGGGAUGGCAUCCACAAGGUUGGAUGUACCUUGGGAUUGAAACGGCUGAUAUUCACACUACAUAUCUGGACUUUGCUGGUGCUGGUGUUGUACAUCUAUGUGGCGGUACUAUUUCUUUCGCCGCUGCAUACAUUAUCGGACCGAGGAUAGGCAGAUUCCCUGAGGAUGGAGAAGAGGAAUCAAUCGAAAUCAAAGGUCAUAGUGUUCCGUUCGCCGCACUUGGAGGUUUUAUUCUUAUGUUCGGUUUCCUCGCUUUCAAUGGAGGAUCAAUGGCUGAUAUUGUGAAGCCGGGAGAAGGAAAUAUCGUGGCUCUUGCUAUGGUUAACACUAUUUUAUGUGGUGCAUUUGCUGCACUUACAUUUCUCAUCAUUCAUUUUCUUACAAUGGGGAAAUGGACUCUGCUGCUGACGAUAAACGCUUGUUUAGCAGGAAUGGUAUCAGCAUGCGCUGGUUGCAACCGAAUGGAACCAUGGGCUUCGUCAUUCACGGGUAUCGGAGCUGGCCUAGUAUAUUUAGGGCUUAGCCAUUUCAUGAUAAAGAUGAAAGUAGACGACCCUUUGGACGCAUUCGCUGUUCAUGCUGGUGGUGGUUUUUGGGGUCUUUUGUCAACAUGUAUUAUUGCUCAUGAUGGAAUUGUGUACGCUUUUUCGGAUGCUAUCGCUGGUAAUUAUGGAUCACUUUCCUGCAGACGAGCCUUUGCUCAACUAGGAUGGCAGCUGAUCUGUGCUCUUGCGAUCAUCAUAUGGUCAUUAUUGUGGAUGGUUCCGAUUUUUUUGUUCUUAAAAAAGAUAGGAAAGUUGCGAGUUAGUGCCGAAGUUGAAAUUAACGGUCUGGAUAUCUAUAAGCACGGUGAACUUUUUUUUUUGCGAGUUAGUGCCGAAGUUGAAAUUAACGGUCUGGAUAUCUAUAAGCACGGUGAAGCUGCGUAUCCACUACAUGCAUAUGGACAUGGUUGGGAUGAAUAUGAAUCAAUUAAGGACAAAUCAGCAGGGAAAUUUGCUAAACAUCGUAAACUCAGUGAUCACGCCGAAAUUUCACUGGAGCAACUAGCAGCCGCCUACGAAAGAAGAACAAGCGUCGCUCCAAUAGCAUUGCUGAACUCAGCCGCAAACGGUGAUGGACCACGACGAAAAAGUCUCUACGUUAAUCCAUCCCAUUACGAACAUCCAGAACAUCAUUCACAAGCUAAGGAAAAGAGUCGGGUGCAAAAACGGGUCACGCAUAAUCCAGACGUAGAGGUGGGGUUCAGUUCAGUUCCUACUACAGCUAAAUCGUCUAAAGCGGAUAUUAUUAGUGAAUUGUAUGAAGAUGGACCUCAACAGAUGUACUUGUAG
Necator americanus (New World hookworm) is the source of this 1686-nucleotide messenger RNA. RefSeq lists its product as uncharacterized. Bases 1 to 1686 code for a protein of 561 amino acids. The record is from RefSeq and is a predicted model, not a curated record. Gene Ontology annotation, molecular function: ammonium channel activity. Gene Ontology annotation, cellular component: plasma membrane. NCBI's taxonomy places the organism in Eukaryota, Metazoa, Nematoda, Chromadorea, Rhabditida, Ancylostomatidae. The transcript is spliced from 13 exons. Gene Ontology annotation, biological process: ammonium transmembrane transport; ammonium homeostasis.